This is a messenger RNA of Phialemonium atrogriseum, 486 nucleotides long. RefSeq names its product ribosomal protein S17. Gene Ontology annotation, biological process: translation. Gene Ontology annotation, molecular function: structural constituent of ribosome. Lineage: Eukaryota; Fungi; Ascomycota; Sordariomycetes; Cephalothecales; Cephalothecaceae. The record is from RefSeq and is a predicted model, not a curated record. The coding region runs from base 1 to 486 and encodes 161 amino acids. The transcript is spliced from 2 exons. Gene Ontology annotation, cellular component: ribosome; mitochondrion.
AUGGCAAGCCUGGCAGGUGCCGCCGCGCGGAAGACCUUCCGCGAGCUUCACGGAGUUGUCGUGACGGCGGGUCUCAUGCAAAGGACAGUAAAGGUCCGCGUAGGAGGGCAGAAGUGGAACGGCAAGGUCCAGAAAUUCUUCGACGACCCAAAGACCUACCUCGUGCACGACCCCAACGACUCCCUCCGGGCCGGCGACGUCGUCGCCAUCACGCCCGGCUGGAGGUCGUCCAAGCAGAAGCGCCACGUCGUCAAGCACAUCAUAGCCCCCAGCGGGACCCCAGUCGAGGAGCGGCCGCCGGUCCCGACCGAGGACGAGAGGUGGGACGCAAAGGUCGCCAAGAAGCAGGCAAAGGACGGGAGGAGGGCCGCGAGGAGAGAGGCCGAGCUGGCGCAGCAGAGGUCGGCGUCGCCGCGGAGGGCGAAGAGAACGUCGUCGGCCGGGUCCGCAGAACCCGCCGCCACCAGCAUCAGCGACGUUGAUUGA